This is a messenger RNA of Tarenaya hassleriana, 1296 nucleotides long. Its product is annotated as GDSL esterase/lipase 6. Lineage: Eukaryota; Viridiplantae; Streptophyta; Magnoliopsida; Brassicales; Cleomaceae. The record is from RefSeq and is a predicted model, not a curated record. Bases 41 to 1177 code for a protein of 378 amino acids. The transcript is spliced from 4 exons. Gene Ontology annotation, molecular function: lipase activity. Gene Ontology annotation, biological process: lipid metabolic process.
UGUAAGCAACAUUCAUUUCUCUGCAUCUACGUAACGUACGAUGACGGCCGGGAGAUUGAUCAUCCUCUUGGCGUGGUUUCUAGUGGCAUUGCCACGGGCUCUGACGGAUUCCGACAACGCUCCGUCUCCUUCGAUAUUCAUAUUCGGAGACUCCAUCUUCGACGCAGGAAACAAUCAUUUCAACAAGAACUGCACCGCUCAGGCCGAUUUCCCUCCCUACGGUUCCUCUUUCUUCCACCGGCCCACCGGAAGAUUCACCAAUGGAAGAACCGUCCCCGAUUUCAUCUCGCAAUACAUGGGAGUUCCGCUGCAGAAGUCGUUCCUCGAGGUGCAACUCGAACUCAUGAACGGAACUUCUAAACGGUUUCCCUCCAAUGGCGUCAACUUCGCCAGCGCGGGAAGCGGUGUAUUGCAAGAUACCAACAAAGAUUGGGGCGUGAUACCGAUCCAAACCCAGCUUCAGCAAUUCCAAACGCUCGUGGAUCAAAACCAAGUCGAAAAAUCACUCAUCCAAGAAUCCCUCUUCUUCUUCGAGUCCGGUUCCAACGACAUAUACGACUACUUCCUCCCGUUCGAUACUCCUGCUCUCUCGCCCGACGCGUAUGUGGACGCGAUGUUAGUCCAAGCAACCAAAGCGAUCGAUCAAAUCUGCCAAUUGGGUGGGCGUAGGAUCGCGGUGUUUUCGCUAGGGCCGGUGGGUUGUGUGCCGGCAAGAGCAUUGCUCCCUGGUGCACCGAUCGAUAAAUGUUUCGGUAAGAUGAAUUAUAUGGUGAAGAAGUACAACAAGGGACUUGAAGACAUGGUGAAGAACUUAACUACAAGGUACAAAGGAGUCACCGCUGUGUUUGGAGCUGUCUAUGGUAUUACUCAGAGGUUGCGUACAUUCCCUGCCCGUUAUGGGUUGGUGGAUGUGACGAACGCAUGUUGUGGGGAUGGGGCGUUAGGAGGAAUGAUACAAUGUGGAAGAGAAGGUUACAAGGAAUGCAAGAACCCUAAUGAGUAUCUGUUUUGGGAUUAUUUCCAUCCGACAGAACACACGUACGGUCUCAUCGCAGGAGCCUUGUGGGCAGGCAACAACGCCGACGUUAGACCACUUAACCUUAGCGCCCUUGCGUCCAGAGCUCCCACACAUACACAACGUCGUCAUCCGAUAACAAAGAAAGGAAGAAAAGAAUGACGUACUCUUUAGUGCGCUAUGUUUGAAUAUUAUGAUUUUUCCUUUUCUUGAUUCGAUAAAGAAAUAAAAAAAAAUGUUGUCUGAAUGAAAUCGGUUUUAUCUGAAUAUUAUUAUCUUGA